Molecule: messenger RNA, 1632 nt
Organism: Coregonus clupeaformis (lake whitefish)
Lineage: Eukaryota; Metazoa; Chordata; Actinopteri; Salmoniformes; Salmonidae
Product: transmembrane protein 158-like
Exons: 1
Coding region: 327-1142 (271 amino acids)
Source: RefSeq, a predicted model, not a curated record
UGCCUUGUAUUUGCGCACAGCAUCUUCCACCCACCCACCCUGAUCCUGAAGCCGCGCACGCAUUAAGUGAAGAGAGGCGCGAAGGUUGCAGUGCAUGUUCCCAGAUAGGGCUACUCCUCCUUUCCUUCCUCACCCACCUGAGAGAGAGCAUCAGGGUCCUCGCAGCACACCACCGUCAAUCUCUUGCAAAGUAGCGCCCAGUAGCAGUUUGGCAAGAAGCCAGUUACUUUGGGAACCAACUCGAGGGAGGGGGCGAGCACGGCGCGUGUGACGGGCAGUUGACGUUUCCAACUGUCCUCUCCGGCAAUGGAAGAUGCACACUAUGGAUGUUUGUGUACGCGCUGGAGACGGCCGUUUUCUGUAUUUUAUUAACGACGGACACGCCUCAUCAGUUUCCUUGCAUCCCCACCGAACAUCAUGCGAGUAGGAGCGACGCACCCAAUGCCAUGCUGAGCAACUCCCCGAGUUUUCUGCUGGCCCUGACCACGGUAGCCGGACUACUCCAACGGUGCCACGGCUGGAGCGACGAGGACCUCCUGUUACCCCCCAUCAACUCCACCAACAGAUUCUUGGCCAACUUGGAGGUGGACGUGCGCUACUCGAAGAGGUCGGUGGAGGAGAGCGAAGCCUCCUCGUCAGAUACUUCAUUACAGCCGUUGCCACAGUGCAACGUCAGCGUGCAGAGACUUUUCCCCACCUCGCUGGUGGCUCGUUGGGACAGCAACUUCGGUUUCCAGUGCGAUGUGUUUAUAUAUACCGCCAAUAACCAUGGAAGGGCUUUUUUCUCUGCUGCUAUCAACAGAGCCAUCUCACCUGUUCUCAUCGAACACCUCGGAGUCACCGGCGGCCAGCAGGAGUUUAGAUUGUGUGUUGGAUGUGGCAUGUCACGAUACCGGCGAUUCGGCAAGUCAAAGGUUCAGCAGACGGGGGAUCCCAUCAAUUUCUGCUGUGUUGACUUCAGCCUUGACGAACUAAAUGGGGACAAAAGUUGGAGAUUGAACCGUAAACCCAUCGAGUCAACUCUAGUGGCUUGUUUCAUGACUCUAGUGAUAAUAGUGUGGAGUGUUGCUGCCCUCAUAUGGCCGGUGCCUAUCAUUGCAGGAUUUCUGCCCAACGGAAUGGAACAGAGACGGCCGAGAUAAAGAAUGAUCAAAUUCUGGAGAUAAGCCCCCAAGCCAAUAGGCUAGAAAUACUGUAGAAGACAUAUUUCAACGUUUUUUUUCACAUUCUACCCAUAUGAAAGAAUGUCCGUUUCCAAUUGUACUGUUUAGAAUGAAAGAGUGCAUUUAUGGUUUUGGUCUAUUUCCUAUUUAUAAGAAGACCAAUAGUUUUAAAGGUAGGCUGUUUUAUUGUAAAUCUAGCCUAUAGGUAGAAUGUGUUAACAACAUUUCACUGUAAACAGUGUUUGUAUGGUUUUAAAUAUUUGUAAGAUUAUUGCCUAUAGGCCUUUCAGUGGUGUAGUGGUGCCUGAAGAAGUGGGUAUACUCAAAUUUUGCAAAAAAUAUCCCAAACAGCCCGCCUGGCGAAGGAAAGGUGCCCUGUGUGAAAGUUAUACGAGAAACAGUGACAUACACUACCGUUCAAAAGUUUGGGGUCACUUAGAAAUGUCCUUGUUUUACAUUUACAUUUUAG